GAUUUUACAGGAAAACAACGUGACGAAAGUAGAAAUGUUUUCUCAAAAAAGAGGAAUUGGUGACCAACUCGGUGAAACCGUGGAUAAUAAAAUCGCUUUGGAACCGCAACCUAAACGUAGAAUAGAGAAGAAAUCUCGACUGACCGAUUUGCUAAAAAAUUCCCCAGACGUAAUAUCGGAAUAUCUAAUGGUCGAUGAAAAAUCUAAACAACGCCAGGCUGAAUUGGAAGAAGGCGAAGAAACCUUAAUCCAAACGAUAGAUUUGGAAAAUGCUCAUCAAGAAAAUGUGAUCCACAUGCCUAUCGAAGAUGCCAUGGAAGUCAUCGAUCUAGGCGCCAAGCCUAAUCCAGAUGAAGAACUGCAGUUUGUAGCUGCAGAUAAAAAAGAAGUCGAAGAAAGUAAACGCGGUCAAGAAGACGAUACAUUGGGAAAAAAUAAGUUGUGGACUUGGUUUACAAAAUGGUGUGUUUGCGCAGGGAAAAGCAAUAACGAGACAGUUUGACAUUAACUGAUCUGUUGAGUUUAUAUAUUUUGUAAAUAAUUAAAAUUUUAGCAGUUA
Molecule: messenger RNA, 559 nt
Organism: Photinus pyralis (common eastern firefly)
Lineage: Eukaryota; Metazoa; Arthropoda; Insecta; Coleoptera; Lampyridae
Exons: 1
Coding region: 35-502 (155 amino acids)
Source: RefSeq, a predicted model, not a curated record